AGAAGUGGAGGGCGCCAUUUUGUGUAUUUUAUAUAAAUUACGGCAGAGUAGGUGUGCGGAAUAGUUUAUUUUUGAAAGAAAAGCACUCCUCAGUUUUUUGUUUAAUAUAGCAGCUGGGCGCAAGUUAUGUGUGUUUAAAGACCAUUCAGGAUUUUGAAGGCUCGCAACCCACCGAGCGGUACGCAUUGAUGUGGAGAUCGUUUCUCUUGUGAGCGGGAGUGAGCGACAGCGAGAUGGCUAACAAAACGGCCAUUGGGAACCACCAGCAACAGCCGCCACAACAGGCCGGAGGAAGCGCCAAACCCGCCUCUUCCAUUAAGCAGGGCAAUGUACUGCCCUUAUGGGGCAAUGAAAAGACUAUGAACCUCAACCCACUCAUCCUCACCAACAUCCUUUCUUCGCCCUACUUCAAAGUACAACUGUACGAACUGAAGACUUACCACGAGGUCGUGGAUGAGAUCUACUUUAAGGUUACUCAUAUUGAGCCAUGGGAAAAGGGGAGCAGGAAGACUGCAGGCCAGACAGGCAUGUGCGGAGGGGUCCGUGGUGUUGGAACAGGAGGUAUUGUUUCAACUGCCUUUUGUCUGCUGUACAAGCUAUUUACCCUGAAGUUAACUCGCAAACAAGUGAUGGGUCUUAUAACACACACUGACUCUCCAUACAUCCGUGGUUUAGGAUUCAUGUACAUUCGGUACACACAGCCUCCAGCUGACCUGUGGGAUUGGUAUGAGCCCUUUUUAGAUGAUGAAGAGGAACUGGAUGUAAAGGCUGGAGGAGGGUGUGUCAUGACUAUAGGAGAAAUGAUUCGUUCUUUCCUUACAAAGUUAGAAUGGUUCUCUACUUUAUUCCCAAGAAUUCCAGUUCCAGUUCAAAAGAAUCUGGAUCAGUAUCUCAAAACUCGCCCCAGGAAAAUUACCAAAAAAGAUGGGAAAGAUGCAAUGGAAGAUCAUGAGCGUCUAUCGGAACGUAGACACUCACGGUCACCACGAAGAUCACUUAGUCCACGUAAAUCUAGAAGCAGAAGUCGUCAUAGAGAAGGCCAUGGUUCUUUUGGCUUCGACAAGGAACUGGAAAGAGAAAGAGAACGGCAGAAAAGAGAACGGGAGCAGAUGAAGGACCGAGAGAGGAGUGAGAAGGAUAGACACAAGUCUAGAAGCACAGACAGAGGCAUAGACCGCAGGCGAAGUAGAAGCCGAGAUCGGCACAGAAGUCGAAGCAGAGAUAAAAGGAAUGAUAAAAAAGAUAAAGAGAGGGAGAAGGAAAAUGAAAGAAGCAGGAGGAGAGACAAAGAUUAUGAUAAAGAAAGGGUAAGUGACAGAGAUAGGGAUAAAAAUAUUGAGAAAGAAUCAGAGAGAUCUAGAGACAGAGAUAAACGAAGCCGGUCAAAGACAGAAGAGAGAAAACGUAAGGAAGAGAGGAGAGAAAAAGAUGAAAGAAGGCAUAAAGAUGAUAAAAAGGAUUCAAAAAAGGAUAAAAAGCAUAGCAGAAGUAGGAGUAGAGAGAAACGACAUAGGAGUAGUAGUCCUGGCAGGGGUCAUGUUAGCAAGCGCAGCAGAAGCAAAAGCAAGGAAAAAUCUAAGCAUCGAAAUGAGCACAAGGAGAAAUCAAACAAGCGAAGUGUUAGCAGAGAAAGGACUGAUGAGAAUGACAGUGAACGAUCGAAGAAACAGAGUAGCCAUAGCAAAGAGAGAGCUCACAAGCGCAGCCGAAGCAAAGAACGAUCUCACAAACAAAGUCACGGUGAUGGUAAGGACCAUUCAGGCAAACUAAGCCACAGAAGUCUCAGUGCAGAAAGAGAGAACAAAAGCAAUGCAGAAGGGUGGUUACAAGGCAAUGCCACUGACGAUGAUUGAAAAUUUAAAUCUAAUUGUACAGUGAUUAAAUUGUUUUGCUUUUGAACAUUUUUUUAAAUUAUGCUAUGGCUAGGAUAAACACAUGUCUUUGAAUUCCUGUAGCCUGCAGAUAAUAUUUCCUGUUUGUAGGAAGUGCCUUUGGUAACCAGCUGUUCAAUUUACCAUUGUAAUUCAAGACCAAUUUUAUUCUGUACAAUGUAGAAGAUACAGGAUUUGUUUUGGUUGAAAUAAUGUUUUUGCAAGUAUACUAUGUACAUACGUUGAGAGUUUUAAUCAUUGGCACAACUGCCAUAUUGGUUCAUUUUGUAUGAUGGGCAAUAAACUGCCAUACUUAAAAA
Molecule: messenger RNA, 2191 nt
Organism: Hypanus sabinus (Atlantic stingray)
Lineage: Eukaryota; Metazoa; Chordata; Chondrichthyes; Myliobatiformes; Dasyatidae
Gene: prpf38b
Product: pre-mRNA processing factor 38B
Exons: 6
Coding region: 234-1853 (539 amino acids)
Cellular component (GO): precatalytic spliceosome
Source: RefSeq, a predicted model, not a curated record